UAGAUGACUUCGCUCUGUUUGUACAGAAAAGCGAAAAUAAAGUCGCCUAAAAUUCGGCGCCCGAGGCUGUUAUCAUACCUGUGUAUAUCGCAUCGAGCCGCUUCUAAUCAUCUUCUAAUCAGCUUGUAAAAAUAUUACAUAAUCAAUUAGCGUAAAUUGUACCCUUUACGGGUUGUGAACUUCGCCUGUCAACAAAGUAUGCUCCGCCUAUCUCCGAAUAUCAUUACGAUGAUUUUUAUUGGUCGAAAAGUCGGGAAAGACCAAUCAAACGCGGUGAAACAAAAUUGCCUAUAAUUGAUUUUGUGCAUCACGGAUAAAAUAUUGUGUGCAUCACGUGUGAAAACAAACAUCAAAAACUGUCAAAAGUUAGGUCGAAAAACAAUAACAAAAGUAUGUCGGCGCAAGGGACAGUCGCUUAUUAAAGGAUUAUUAUUUGCCCAAAGCCACUUAACUGCUGUGACAAAGGCAAAUCUCGCUGAACAACAGCCAAUGAAAAAGGUCAUCGAAAAGAAGAUUCAGUCAGACAACGAUUGCGCAUAUGGUUACCUCUGGGCUGCCUACAAUCUUGCAAAACGCGAACUGCCAAAAGAAGAAUUCCCAUUCAUGUUGGACUUAAUAGAAAUGGCUGGGAAAGACUUAAAAAGGGACAGUACUGUUCACUACUCCAGUAAUCAGAGCAUAUCAGAAUUCCAAAGUGCUAUUGCUGACGUAAUUUUAGAGGAUAAGUUGAGCGAACUGAAAAAGUGUGGAGUUUAUUCAAUUGUUCUGGAUGAAAGCACCGACAAUGCUAACAGAAAGAGACUUUUGGUGUAUGCCCAGUACUUGUCUAAAUCUGAAAUUGAUACGUGUCUCCUGAACAACAUAGAAAUAACUGAAGGCAGUGCUACGGCAGAUGUGAUUGUCAGUAAGAUUUUGAUGGAACUUCGUGAUAAAGGACUUAACUUGGAUAAUUUAGUGGGUGUUGGGACUGACGGGGCCAGUGUCAUGACUGGCAGAAGAAAUGGGGUCGUUAAACAGUUACGUGAUAAGUGUCCAUCUCUUGUUGGAGUACACUGUGCUGCACAUCGGUGUGCACUGGCUGCCUCUCAAGCAACUAAGAAUAUCCAAGAAAUGGAAUGGUAUUCCCGUACAGUUUCAAAUGUGUUUAGGUUCUUUAGCAAUUCCGCUUUGAGAGAAAACAAACUUAGAGAAAUUCAAGAACUUCUGGAGUUACCACAGCUGAAAUACGCAGAUAUCCACUCAGUACGAUGGCUUAGUUUGGAAAAUGCAGUCAGUAUUCUUUACAGGACUUACCCUGCUCUUUGUGCUACUCUUUCCCACAUUGGUGCUAGUGGUGAUGUUGUCGCAAAAUCGUUGUACAAUGAUGUGUGUCAGUACAAAUUCAUUGCAUUGACCCACCUUCUCAUGGACAUUCUGCCUUUCGUUGGACGUUUAAGUAAACUAUUCCAGUCUGAGAGUUUGGACUUUAGCAAAGUUUCACCAAUGGUUGCAAGUACUUGUGAUUCUUUGCAAGACUUGUUAGAGUGUGAAGGAGUUUUUGUUGACAAACUGUUUACGUUCACUGUUGAAGAAAGUGGUAGUGUUUUGUACAGACGCCCUAGUGAAGAGUCUGUCAGUAAAACUGUUAAUGAAGGGAUUAAAAGUAACAUUGAGUUUGAUGGUUUUGAAACAGAUAGUGAUGAUGCUUCAACUGAGUCAGAGACAGUCGGUGAUGUUACACUGAGAUAUUAUCAGCAGCAGAAGGAAUCUUUGCCUUCUAUUACCAGAAAAUAUGUGAAUGCUAUAACGCAAAACCUUGAAAACAGAUUUGAACAGAAAGAAUUAAUGCAGUGUUUGGAAGUGCUUGUUCCCACAAACAUUACAAAACAAACAUCAAUUGGAAGCUACGGUGAAAAGGAAUUGCGUAUUGUGGCUGAGAAUUUCAGCACUCAGACAGCCAUAAAUGUUGAUGACUGCAUGUCUGAAUACAGACAGUACAAAAGACUUGUUGUAGGCAGUUACAGUAACAAAUCUCUAAUUGAAAUGUAUGCCAUCCUUGAAAACAAAUUUCUGAGGAACUACCAAAUAUGUUUCUUUUGCUUAAGUGCUGUGCUGUUCUACCUAUGUCCUCUGCUCAGUGUGAACGUGGAUUUUCCACGCAGAACAGAAUCAAAACAAAGCUUAGGACACGCUUAAAUAAUAGGUGUUUGGUUGACUUGAUGCGCAUUUCUGAGGAUGGACCAGCAUUGAAGCAAUUUGACUUCUCUAAGGCUGUAUGUAAAUGGCAGAGUGUAAAGCUUCGUAAACUUUAUAGCAAGUGAAACUCUGAAGGUCUAUAACCGGUAUAGGACGGUCAUUAUGACCGGCCCUGGUGCCUGUUCACGCCGGUUCAAAUAAUGUUUUAUCAUCUGAUUUACAUGCUUACUGUGUGUGUUUGUAUUUGAUGCCAAAUAAUAUUAUAUCAUUUGAUUUACAUGCUCACUAUGUGUGUUUGUAUUUGAUGCAUCAUCUGAUUUACAUGCUUACUGUGUGUGUUUGUAUUUGAUGCCAAAUAAUAUUAUAUCAUUUGAUUUAUAAUAACAUGGCCACUGUGUGUGCUUGUAUUUGAUGCUUGGCAUUUUGUACUUGUAAAUAAAAUAUGUAUUGAUUUGAAAUGUUAUUCCUUUUUGUCGUACCAUCAAAACGGUGAUAUACAGUGUAAUUAAUGACUAUUUUGACCCGCAGCCUCACU
Messenger RNA from Mercenaria mercenaria, 2710 nucleotides. Its product is annotated as zinc finger protein 862-like. The transcript has 2 exons. NCBI's taxonomy places the organism in Eukaryota, Metazoa, Mollusca, Bivalvia, Venerida, Veneridae. The record is from RefSeq and is a predicted model, not a curated record. The coding region runs from base 490 to 2175 and encodes 561 amino acids.